Molecule: messenger RNA, 1081 nt
Organism: Nilaparvata lugens (brown planthopper)
Lineage: Eukaryota; Metazoa; Arthropoda; Insecta; Hemiptera; Delphacidae
Product: CWF19-like protein 2 homolog
Exons: 6
Coding region: 86-853 (255 amino acids)
Biological process (GO): mRNA splicing, via spliceosome
Cellular component (GO): post-mRNA release spliceosomal complex
Source: RefSeq, a predicted model, not a curated record
AGGAGGAUAGCGAAGAAGAGGAGGAGGAGAAGAAGGAUGGAAGGAGGGAGCGAGAAUCGACCUUGACUUCUUCUUCUAGUGGGGGAUGGAGGAAAAAAUCAUCGUCAGCAAUGAUGAUGACGGCAAAAGGAGAGUUGAUGACGAUGGUGAUGUGCCGGCUCGAAACGCGUCCAAUGAACCGUCGUCACGUGACGAGAGUAAACAAGAUGGCGGCCUCGUGACGUCAUCGGUGCUGACUGCGGACGAGCGAAACGAGUUGGCUGCUAAACUGGUGAAGGCUGAAAUUAUGGGAAAUACGGAGCUUGCCGCCGAACUGAAAUCGCGCCUGGAACGGGCGCGGGAAGCGGCCGCCGCGCCUGAACGCGUGGUGCUUACAGUGACCGAUGGGCGCGGUUUCACUCAGCCGCUAGCCGCGCCUGCCGCGCCCUCAAACCACGCCGACACCAGCCGCGGCAAGGGCGGAAAGAAGGUGAAGACGCACGAUGACAGUGGAAAGCGAGUGCGCUAUUUUGCAGACGACGACCGAUUCACGCUGCAGGAGAUGUUCGAAAGAGAGAAACGGAACACUGCUGAAGAUCAGAAUGAGAUGUUUGCUCGUCUUGCUGGCAAGAAAAUCGGUGACGACGACAGUGCUCGAGACAUGGACGACGUGUUCGAGGAGACGGCGUCGCGAGGUGGCGGGGCGCGAGAGGCGGCGCGUGCAGACGAGCGUGCGCGUGCAAGAGCCAUCGGCCAGCACCAGCGUGCCACACGCGCCCACGACAACUGCAGCGGUGUCUCGACAGCCAACCCUGCUCAAGCAUCUCGUUGUUGCAAUCGGCAGCAAGGUGUACCUUUGCCUGCCACCGCAUGAAAGCCUCACCGAAGGUCACUGCCUGAUUGUGACCAGUCAACAUGUCGCCUGCUGUGUACAAGCUGACGAAGAAGUCUGGGAAGAAAUACAGGUGUUUAGAAAAGCGCUGGUAGACAUGUUUCUGGAGCAAGACUUGGAUUGUGUGCUGUUUGAACAUGCAGCUGGCUUUUCAAAGUUCCCACACCUGGUGUUGCAGUGUGUACCUCUGCCCAAGGAGCAAGGAGAUUU